Messenger RNA from Penicillium odoratum, 993 nucleotides. RefSeq lists its product as uncharacterized. The record is from RefSeq and is a predicted model, not a curated record. Lineage: Eukaryota; Fungi; Ascomycota; Eurotiomycetes; Eurotiales; Aspergillaceae. The transcript is spliced from 2 exons. Bases 1 to 993 code for a protein of 330 amino acids.
AUGUCUUACGGCAGAUCCGACAAUAACCAAGAGUACGGCGGCGGCGGCUCCUACGGCGAUAACUACUACGACCAAAACGCCAACUUCGAGGAGCAGCAAGGCCAAGGCCGAGGCCACGGCCAGGGCGGACACCACCAACGCCGCGACAGCGGUGAACAGUCCUACGGCCGCCAAAGCGAAAGUUACGGCCAGCAGGGCGAAGGCUACGGCCAGGGUGGACACCAACAACACCAACGUCGCGGCAGCGGCGAACAAUCCUACGGCCGCCAAGGAGACAGCUACGGCCAGCAGGGCGAAAGCUACGGCCAGCAAGGAGAAGGCUACGGCCAGGGUGGACGCCAACACCAACGCCGUGACAGUGGUGAACAAUCCUACGGCCGCCAAAGCGAAAGCUACGGCCAGGGUGGACACCAACAACACCAACGUCGUGGCAGCGGCGAACAAUCCUACAACGACACACAAUACAAAGGACGGGAGCAGUACAGUGGCGGCGACGAUUUCUCCUCCGCUGCCCACCACGCUAACGAGCACCAUGGCGAUAACUCGCACGGUGCCAUGUACGAUAAUGCGUUGUCUCACCUGAAUCAGAGCAAGGCCAGUGGACAGUUCUCUUCUGAUAACGAGGUUGAUGAGGAGCAUGCUAUCCGGUCUCACCAGGCUAUGUAUGGUGGUGGAAGUGCUGAGGGUGAGAGCCAUGAUUCUUCGACUGUUGGAGCUGGUGCGGCUAUGCAGGCUUUGAAGAUGUUCAGUGGUGGCGGUUCUAGUGACGGGGGCUUUGAUAAGAAUAAGUUGAUUGGCAUGGCUAUGUCUCAGGCUAGUCAGUUGUGGGAUCAGAAGUCUUCUGGUGGAGCUAGCAUGGGUGGUGACAAGCAGUCUGCUAUUAACAAUGCUGCUGAAAUGGCUAUGAAGUUCUACAUGAAGAGCCAGGGUGGUGGUGUUGGUGGUACUGGUGGUGCUAGUGGUCUUCUUAGCUUGGCUGAGAAGUUCUUCUAA